AAGAACCGCCGCCACCCACGGCCCGCCGCUGCGGUACAGACCUCCCCUUUAACGGCGGCGGCUUCGCGCUCCGCUGCCCCCGCGGCGGCUGCUGCUGCUACUGCGGCUCCUGCUGCCGCUGCCGCCCGGCCUCGGGCAGCUGCAUCCUCCGGGCCGGGUUCCCGCCCCGCCCGGCCUCGCUAUGGUGUCCUGGAUCAUCUCUCGCCUGGUGGUGCUCAUCUUUGGCACCCUGUACCCAGCCUAUUCUUCCUACAAGGCCGUGAAGACAAAAAACGUGAAGGAAUAUGUGAAGUGGAUGAUGUACUGGAUCGUCUUUGCCUUCUUCACCACAGCUGAGACGCUCACAGAUAUCGUGCUUUCCUGGUUUCCUUUCUACUUUGAACUCAAGAUCGCCUUUGUGAUAUGGCUGCUGUCGCCCUACACCAAGGGGUCCAGCGUGCUCUACCGCAAGUUUGUGCACCCGACACUGUCCAACAAAGAGAAGGAGAUUGAUGAGUACAUCACACAGGCCCGGGACAAGAGCUAUGAGACCAUGAUGAGGGUGGGCAAGAGGGGCCUGAACCUGGCUGCCAAUGCCGCGGUCACAGCUGCUGCCAAGGGCCAGGGGGUGCUGUCAGAGAAGCUGCGUAGCUUCAGCAUGCAGGACCUGACCCUGAUACGCGACGAGGACGCGCUGCCUCUGCAAGGGCCUGAAGGCCGCCUCCGCGCAGGUUCCGGCAGCCUCCUGGACACCAUCGAGGACUUGGGAGAUGACCCUGCACUGAGUUUAAAGUCUAGCAUGAACCAGGCCGACCCCAGGACAGAAACCUCUGAGGAUGACACAGGGGACAAGGCUCCCAAGAGAGUCAAAUCCAUCAAAAAAGUGUCCAAAGUGGAGCCGCUGGCUUCCAAGACCCUGAAGACCCGGCCCAAGAAGAAGGUAUCUGGUGGGGGUGACUCAGCUUGAGGUCCCUCAUCCCCCCA
This is a messenger RNA of Elephantulus edwardii (Cape elephant shrew), 963 nucleotides long. RefSeq names its product receptor accessory protein 2 (gene REEP2). The record is from RefSeq and is a predicted model, not a curated record. Bases 182 to 946 code for a protein of 254 amino acids. Gene Ontology annotation, biological process: endoplasmic reticulum tubular network organization. Gene Ontology annotation, cellular component: endoplasmic reticulum tubular network; endoplasmic reticulum membrane; cytoplasmic microtubule. NCBI's taxonomy places the organism in Eukaryota, Metazoa, Chordata, Mammalia, Macroscelidea, Macroscelididae. The transcript is spliced from 8 exons. Gene Ontology annotation, molecular function: taste receptor binding; microtubule binding.